CCUCCCCUCUGCCUCCCGGUCUCUCCUCGCUCUCCUUCAUCGCUCUAGCCCCCUCUCCCUCCGUCCCGUUCUCUCCGCUCCCCUCACCCCGCCUCUCUCCCCCUCCCCCAGCCCCUCCUCUCCUCACCCCACCCUGCCUCCCUCCCUCCCUCCCUCCCUCCCUCCCUCCGCCCGCCGGCCCGGCGCUCGCAGAGCCGACACCAGGGGGGCUCUCGAUGUAGCACCAUGACAGGCAUCGCCGCCGCCUCCUUCUUCUCCAAUACCUGCCGAUUCGGGGGCUGCGGACUCCACUUCCCCACCCUGGCCGACCUCAUCGAGCACAUCGAGGACAACCACAUCGAUACAGAUCCACGUGUUUUAGAAAAACAAGAAUUACAGCAGCCAACCUAUGUUGCCCUCAGUUACAUUAAUAGAUUCAUGACAGAUGCUGCCCGCCGAGAGCAGGAGUCCCUAAAGAAGAAGAUUCAGCCGAAGCUCUCGCUGACCUUGUCCAGCUCAGUGUCUCGAGGGAAUGUGUCCACUCCGCCACGCCACAGCAGUGGAAGCCUCACUCCCCCCGUGACCCCGCCCAUCACCCCCUCCUCUUCGUUCCGCAGCAGCACCCCCACCGGCAGCGAGUACGACGAGGAGGAGGUGGAUUACGAGGAGUCGGACAGCGAUGAGUCCUGGACCACGGAGAGCGCCAUAAGCUCUGAAGCCAUCCUCAGCUCCAUGUGCAUGAACGGAGGGGAGGAGAAGCCUUUUGCCUGCCCGGUUCCUGGAUGUAAAAAGAGAUACAAGAAUGUGAAUGGCAUAAAGUACCACGCUAAGAAUGGUCACAGAACACAGAUUCGUGUCCGCAAACCAUUCAAAUGUCGUUGUGGUAAGAGUUACAAGACAGCUCAGGGCCUGCGGCACCAUACAAUCAAUUUCCAUCCCCCGGUGUCGGCUGAGAUUAUCAGGAAGAUGCAGCAAUAACAUGCUGGUCGUAACUGUGCCAAGAAAUCCUCACCAGCAGUUGCUGAUUUUGAAAACAGCCACCUUUUUUCAGGGGAAGCAUUCAGCAACCCUUUAAAGAAUUAAAUGCAUGCUUUAAAUUUUUUCUGUAAUUUUGGAAUGAUGUAUCUUUGUAGUUGAUUUUGUACAUUUGCACAUGUAAUCAUCAUACCCAUUUUCAUUACUUUGAUAUAAGGUGCUAAAAAAAAGCUCUAGGUUCUUCAGCACAUUUCCCCCAAAAUAAAAUUGAGGGCAUGUUGCAUAUUAUUUAGUUGUAUUGCAGUGAUAUCAAUGGGGGGAGGGGCUGGCACUGAGAUUUUUUUUCCCCAAGAUUGUAAUGUGAUUGAAGUUUUUCAACACAUCAACUCACUAUGUUCAAAACCAAAAUAAUACCUUCAUUAUCAAACUGGUUACCAUGCCUUACAUAAUAUAGUUAGUUGUGAGUAGAAAGACUUUAGGUAAUGGAAAUAUAAAUAAGAAUGUUUAACAUAAUAUGCUAAAAAUAUUUUCAUAUUUAAAUAACAUACAUAAAAGGUGUGCUUUCUGUGUUUUAUAUUAUCUUGCAAAUCCUUUUGCCCCUUAAGCUGAAAAUCUUGCCAUCUGACUUACCAAUCAUUUUAGUGUUAUAAAUGGCAUUUUUGUACAGAAUAGUCUCUUCAGUUCACUCAUUAACACACAUUCAUUGAGUGCCUGCUGGGUGCAAGGGAUUUGGUUUAUGCCUGUUGAUAUUUCUGGACCAAGAUACCAGUUUAGUGAAAUAAUACUUUUCCCUAAAAUCUGUUAGAAAACACUUUGAAAUACUUAAGUGCAAAUUUUGUGUGUGUGAAAUUUAGUUCUAGCUUCAUCUUUAGGUGAAGUUUUAAAGCACUUUGUAGUUCUCUAUUGCCAACAGAUUUAAUGUUUUAUGUGUUGCCAAUUCUCGCAACCACUGCCCUAACAAAACUGUGGGUUGCAAAUAAUGAAAAUUCCAAGCACGUUUCAAAGAGAACAUUUUUCUUAAGACCCCUUACUGCCUCUUCAUGCUCAUUGUGUUUUUAGACUUUUUUUUAAAGGCACUUUUUCCAUCACAUUGUAGAGGUCUGUAUUCCCAUUGGAAAUAUCUGUUUAGCUUUAUAAAACAUUUUGCUGAAAUACAAAAUUGAGCCUUAUUGACAAUUAAGUGCUUCUUGCAGCAGGUGGUCAAAGAGAGUGACCUACGUCUGGACCAUUCCUGAAGUUUUUCUCACCAACAAUACCAUCAUGCCUUGAGUGUUCUUUUCUCCCAAGUGCUAUUCCUUAAACAUGCAAGAGUUUACCAACUGCCUCAUUAUGCAAUAAAAAUUGCUCUGAGAUGAUGGCUAACUAACUGCCCACAAAACUGGUGAAAAGCAAGCUCAAACUGCUUAUAACUUUCUUCCCAUGUUCCCAUUUCAUGAAAGUCUUACAGCUGGGAAGCAGGUGUCCCUCAAUUUUUCAGACAGUUCGAAAGGAUGACAGUUCUGCUGGCCAGACGGGUAAGCUUCUAUAUUCUUAAGUUGUGAAUCCCUCAUAAUGAGGGAUUUUAAAGUAUUUAUAAAGACACUGCCCUCUAAAAAUUUCCUCAGAUCUAUGAAGAGUGGUCUUGGUCCUGAAUAUACAGUGUUAUUUAAAAGGGUGAUCAGACAUGAGAAGCAACUAGUUGGUGCAUAAGAAGGCCCUACUUGGUUAUUUCAUAUCUACCUACAAUUGACCAAAAUUUUUUAGGCCAGCAAUUAUUAUUUAGCUUCGCUCCUUCUAGCGCAAGAAACUGUAGGCUGGAUCAGUAGUUCAACAGCUAAAGUCAUAAAAUAGUCAUUGUGCAUGUUAAAUUUCUUUCAACUAUAAAACAAAUUCAAUUUCUAUUUGCUUAUUCAUUGUGACAGUAUUACUAAACAGGUAAGGAUGGGAAUAUUUUGUUAUACCGUGUAUAGUGAAUGUAUUGUACUGUGUCUGUGAAAACUGUGCUUUAAAUUAUAUUUUCGUAUGUUUUGUUGGGGACAGAGCACAUUAAGUUUGAAAGCAACAGAGGUUUGUUUUAGAAGUGAAGGCAACUUAAUCAAAAUUGCUGUCAAGAAAAGCUGCUUAUAAAUGUAAAUGAAAUCACAUUUAAAAUAAACUGCCUCUGACCCAAAAUAAACAUGGCUCUUUAUUAGUGUCCAUUACCACUCUAGUAUUGGAAGGAUACUUUUAAGAUUGGCAUGCUCCAUAAUUAAAUGAUGCAACACGAAAAUGCUACCACUGACCAUAUUUUACCUGCAUCUCCAAGGGAGGGAAGACGUGGAGUCUUCAGUACUGCCUUCCAGCCUGCCAUGUCUUGUUUUGCUCUACACUCGAAAUUAUUUUUAAAGGAUUCCAGCAAUACAAAUUCUGCUUUCAGAAACAAACACAAGCGGGGCACCUGGGUGGCUCAGUUGGUUAAGCAAUUGCCUUCAGCUCAGGUCAUGAUCCUGGAGUCCCGGGAUCAAGUCCUGCAUCGGGCUCCCUGCUCGGCGGGGGGUCUGCUUCUCCCUCUGACCCUCCCCCCUCUCAUGUGCUCUCUCUCUCUCUCUCUCAAAUAAAUAAAUAAAAUCUUUAAAAAAAAAAAACAAACGCAAGCGACAUGAUGUGUAUGCAGUUCACACACACAGCACACUGAAAUGCCACCACACUGAAUAUCAGGUUAAUAUCCUAGCUAAUUUGCUUUUAAGACAAAUAUUGUGAUAACUACAAAAGAAGCAAAAUCGACGUCAGUAAAUUCUUAUUAACAUUCAUAUUUUGAGAUACCGUUCAGAAAUUUGUUUAAAGGCCCAGACCAAGGGAAAAAAAGUUUAGACUUAAUGAAAAGCUAUCGCAAAUAAAUUCGACAAUGAAAUUACACAUCUCCAAAAAUGUGUCCUCUUUAAUAAGAAUACAAGAGACAUAAUGAACAUAUUGAUUUGCGUUUAUAACAUCACAUUUUUAAUCAAGAAAAUGUGAAAAAGAUAUGGAUACAUUUUCUGUGAUUUUAUGCCACAACCACCACUGUUCAGUAGAUCAUUUAAUAUCAAACAACUGCACUAACCUAUCGUGUUCCAUUCUCCCAUUAGACAGAAACACAACUUCAAGAUGGCUUAAAAAUAAUCGUUCAGGUCAUUCUAAAAUGUUUUAGUCAUAAAAUUAGCAAAAUAUGCCUUCUAUUCCUAAAGCAAACAUUUCAAAUAUAAAAUGUACUUGCUCUACUGCAAGCAUGUGAACUCAUUCUACAUGCAGUUCCAUUUCUAAAGGUUGAAACACCAUCCUUUCAUGAGCUAAAUUAUGGAAGUUUCUGUAUUCAAAGAAUUACUUUGCAAGACUAUAAUGAUAUAUUACUUUUAUUACAUAAUAUUUAGUAGUCAUGCUCAAUCAACAAGGUCAACAGAAACUUGUAAAUAUGCUAAAUGACACACUACAUAUAUUUUCAUUGUGGUAACAUUAAUCCAUUGCCUUUAUUCAUAUAGUUUUGCAAACUGGGGAAUAAAUAAAGAUACAAACAUAAGAACUUUUCUUAAGCUGGUAAGAUUAACAGGGGUUACAAUUUUAUUUACUGAUAAGCUAAGCUAAAGACGGACUCUGACCCUGGUAACACAAACUCAAAAGUAGCGCUUGUUCAAAAAAGUGUGGUAGAGGCUGCACGGAAAUGAUACCUUGUGGUCUCCAUAGUGGUCUAUUUUGAAGUGAUUUUUUUUUUUUUUUAAAUUGCUGAACUGUGUUA
Molecule: messenger RNA, 4681 nt
Organism: Mirounga angustirostris (Northern elephant seal)
Lineage: Eukaryota; Metazoa; Chordata; Mammalia; Carnivora; Phocidae
Gene: JAZF1
Product: JAZF zinc finger 1
Exons: 5
Coding region: 226-957 (243 amino acids)
Cellular component (GO): nucleus
Source: RefSeq, a predicted model, not a curated record